Messenger RNA from Danaus chrysippus (African queen), 312 nucleotides. NCBI's taxonomy places the organism in Eukaryota, Metazoa, Arthropoda, Insecta, Lepidoptera, Nymphalidae. The record is from the annotation of a GenBank genome assembly.
AUGAAACCUACUAUUGAUGUGGACUCCUUACGAACGGAACACGAAUCUGAUGAGCAAUGGGAAGUGAGACGAAGCUUCAUGAUGGAGCAUAAAGAUAAUUUCGAAGAAUCCGAAUUAAUAACUCUAGCACAACUGUUCACAAACAUAGAGUUUCUGGGAUGCAGAUAUCCUCAACAGACUAUGAAAAGGAUCGCAAAACUAGCAGAGAAAGUGUCGGCACAAUAUAAGAAGACGAGGGAAAACAAAUUGAAAAGGACAUUUGUACAAGCGAGUGACGCGGCUGAACAGAAAGCUAAAAGAACAUUCAAAUAA